Messenger RNA from Olea europaea var. sylvestris, 684 nucleotides. Its product is annotated as probable E3 ubiquitin-protein ligase ZFP1. The record is from RefSeq and is a predicted model, not a curated record. The coding region runs from base 25 to 435 and encodes 136 amino acids. Gene Ontology annotation, molecular function: ubiquitin protein ligase activity. The transcript has 2 exons. NCBI's taxonomy places the organism in Eukaryota, Viridiplantae, Streptophyta, Magnoliopsida, Lamiales, Oleaceae.
CAUUAGAUAUUUGUAGAGCAGUUCAUGAAUGGUUGUUUCUUCACACAAGUCCAAGCCUGUGAUGUAAUAUUACCCGCAAGUCAUUUUUCUGAGUUCUUGACAUUUUGUUGGUUACAGGAGCUUCUUGUGCUAGAGGAACAGAUUGGCAUUGUUGGCACUGGACUUUCUGAAGAAGAUAUUCAGAAUAGUUUGAAAACAAGAACUUUCUCCUCGUUGGCAACAUGUUUAAAUCAGAAAAAGGCAGCAACGGUGGAACAACAAAGUAAUUUCUGCGUCAUAUGCCAGGCUGAUUUUGAGGAUCAAGAAAAUGUUGGAAACCUUAACUGCGGGCAUGAGUAUCAUGAAGAUUGCAUAAAGAAAUGGCUGCUCAUAAAAAAUUCUUGUCCCAUAUGCAAAUCCACUGCAUUAACAACUGUGAAGAAGAACUGUAAAUAGAGAGGUCGAAGGCAGUUGGAAGAAAAAUUCUCUUUUGCUCUCUUCCUAGUUACCUAUAAUCAGGGAUAAAAACUCUUUCUGAACGUAACAUAUUUUUGUACAUUGUAUAGGUGGUCAUGUCAACAUGUUUGAAGCAUUUUGUCUCUCUCGAAGUGUAGAGAAUUGUUUGUUCGAGAGUAUGAACGUGCUCUAGGAUAUAUGCAGCAGUUAAAUGUUGAAUCUAAUCUUCUUAAGAGUUUUAGAAUGUGC